CCCGUCAUGGCGGCCCCCAGGCGCUCCCGGCCGCCGCCGCCACUGCGAGACGCCGGGAGUCCGCCCGUGGAGGCCGCCAGCCCCAGCCCCGGGCCCGGGCCCCGGCCCCGCGGAGCGAGCGACCCCGAGCUCGAGUCCGAUUCCGAGCUCGAUGGCGACCCCGAGCUGGAGCUGGAGUGGAGCGCGUGGCUCGACGUGGAGAGCGAUGAGGAGCAGGGCGGCGGCGAACCCUGGCCCUGGGAGCCCGGGCAGCGCUCGGCGGCGGCCGUGCUGCUGGAGCGGUGCUUGGCGGCGGGCGCCGUGAGCCAGGAGGCUUUGGAUUUAACUAGUAGAAGAACGCCGUGCUUUGCAAAAUUCUCAGAGAUGGAAGAAAUGGUAAACACGGAAGCUGAAAUCAAUGAGAUAAAACUGGAAACUGAAAUGAUGCAGUUGGAGAAUGAGACAGCAGACGUUACUCACCAUUUUCACUUAGGGAAAAAGUGCGAAAUUUUGCAAGAUAUGAACAGGCACCUGGAAGCCAUACUGAAAGAGAAGAGGGCUCUCAGAAAGAGGCUGAUAAAACACAGAUGUCAAGAGAGCCUGCCUAUUGAGGCUACUUUUCACAAGUGUAUAGUAGAGUUGCUGACAGAGGCUGUGACUUUCAUUGAGAAGCUUGAAAGCCAUUUGCAGUCUGUAAGAAGCAUGCCUCAGAUAUCACAUAUGAUGAACAAUAUGGACACCACUUUGUCAAAAACAGAGGUGCUCAUGAUAGAGUUGGAGGAGCUGACAGAGCAAAUACUGAAAUGGGAAAAACUGCAAAAGGAAGUGUAUUCUAACAACGUAUGCAAUACUGCUGACUUGGACUUUGGCUUAUCUUUAACCUAACAAAUCAUUUUUCUCAAAUAGGAUGACUAUUCAAAGAACUACCUUCUUAGGGUCUUCUGUGAAAACUGCAACAUGGGUGUCUUUUAAUCCAACAGAGACUUUGUAGGUAGUUAUAUUUCUGUUAUUAAGUAACAGUUCUCCAACUAUUUACGAAAUAAAAGGACAAUAAGCAGUAGCUCAUAGGAAGACAGGGUGCUGAGAAGCCUGUUAAGGAGUUCCUUUUUGAAAUAGUUGGAUUGGAGUCCCUUGGAGCCUGUAUGUUCAAUGGAAAAUUGCUUUGAUAUUUCUUUUGCACUUGCUAUAGUAUCUUUAUUCAUUUUUGUAAGCAUCUUGAUAAAACACUGUAUUUUGUACAUAACCAUGAAACUUCAAUAAAAGCACUAGAUUUCAAAAGCUCA
Molecule: messenger RNA, 1262 nt
Organism: Corvus hawaiiensis (hawaiian crow)
Lineage: Eukaryota; Metazoa; Chordata; Aves; Passeriformes; Corvidae
Gene: HAUS2
Product: HAUS augmin like complex subunit 2
Exons: 6
Coding region: 7-864 (285 amino acids)
Biological process (GO): spindle assembly; centrosome cycle; microtubule nucleation
Cellular component (GO): HAUS complex; centrosome; mitotic spindle microtubule
Source: RefSeq, a predicted model, not a curated record